This is a messenger RNA of Rhipicephalus sanguineus (brown dog tick), 1212 nucleotides long. Its product is annotated as vacuolar protein sorting-associated protein 4A. The coding region runs from base 1 to 1212 and encodes 403 amino acids. Gene Ontology annotation, molecular function: ATP binding; ATP hydrolysis activity. Lineage: Eukaryota; Metazoa; Arthropoda; Arachnida; Ixodida; Ixodidae. Gene Ontology annotation, biological process: vacuole organization; endosomal transport. The record is from RefSeq and is a predicted model, not a curated record. The transcript has 2 exons.
AUGCACCCGGCGGAGCAGAUCUCAACCACUCCGUGCACUUGGUCUCCGUUGAUCCACGGCGCGCCGGGCUUGCUGAUGGUGUUCACCACGCAGGCCAUGGAAGGCCCCCACGGUCACGAGGAGCACAAAGCUUUCCACACGAGCGGCGUCGUCGUGCUUGGAGAGGCGCAGGUGCGCUGGUCAGACGUCUUCGGCCUCGAGGUCCUCAAGCGGGCUCUCAUGAUCAACGUCGUGUAUCCCGUCAAGCACCCGACGCUGUUCGAGAACGCCAAGCCACUCUCUAGUCUCAUGCUGUACGGUCCGACGGGCUGUGGGAAGUCGCACAUCGGUAAGGCACUGGCCACCGAGUUCAACGACUCGACCUUCUUCUACGUCAUGUGCCAGCACUUUGCCUCCAAGUGCCUCGUCGGAAACGAGAACCUGACCGUGAGGACACUGUUCGAAAUGGUCCUCAACCACGCACCCAGCGUGCUCUUCCUGGACGAACUUGACGCCCUUAGUGGGACCGGAGUGAGUGGCGAAAGCUCUGGCUUUUUGUACAGAGUGAAGGCCGACUUUUUAAGUCUCCUUGAGGGGAUACUCUUCAAGCAGAAGGUCACCGUCAUUGGAGCAACCAAGUCCCCGUGGGCCGUUGACCCGGCGCUAGCACGCGUGUUUCGAAAGUGGGUUUAUGUUCCGCUACCGACGGACGAAACUCGAGAACUGAUGCUGCUGAACGGUCUUAAGGAUGUCCGCCACCAGCUGUUAGAUGCAGACAUCUUCUACCUUGUGCAGAAGACGGACGGGUACACGUGCGAAGAUCUCAUGCUGCUUCAGAGGGAGGCCAAGAUGGAGGUGAGACAGAAGCUCAAGUCUGCCACGCACUUUGUCAAGGUCGAAGGGUACAGGAGGCCCGGCAGUGCAUCGAAGACCGGCGAUUUCCUCACCCCGUGCUCACCGAACACUCCAGGUGCUAUCAGAUUGUCCUGGAAAGAUAUCCCGAAAGAGGCCCUCUUGGAACCGGAACUCAGCUUGCAAGAUUUCGAGGCGGCCCUGCAGAAGUACCACGCCUCGGUGACAUCCAGCGAGCUUGAAAAACUGGAGGCGUUCAGAACAAACCAGGAGUCAAAUAUCCACACCGUCCUGAGGGUCGACAUGAGUGCCUUUAACGUGGGUCACGUGGUUAACGAAGAAGCUGCAGUGGAAAAUCAAGGCUCGCUCUCACCUUCUUGA